UGUCCAGACUGCAGCUUUGCUGGUGAGUGGUAGCUUACAACAGGACUUAGCUUGGUUAGGGAAUUAGAUGUGAGGCCACAGACAGACUGAAAUUAAAUUCCAGACAUAGUUUGACCAAGACUGGUUUUACAGCGCUGGAAAAAUAGGAUCUGAUUAGAAAAAUCGCCGAUUCUAGAAGUUACCUUAGUCACUGAAGACGCGUUACAAGCCAGAGAAUAGAGGACAUACAUUAAAAAAAAAAAAAUUUUUAACCACUUAGUGCAAUUUUUCAAUGCGGAAGAUGUGUUCCACUAUGAUUUUAAUCUUUCUAUCCACGUGCGUAAUGAGCGUGGCAUUUUCUGCUCCGUUUGAAUCAGAGGAUGUUGUACCUGUUCGGAUAAAUGGACGAAUCAGCAGUCGCUUUUGGAAAAGAAGUGAGGAACAGCCGAGGUAUAUCCUCAGUGCAUUUGGCCAGGACUUGACUCUAAGUCUUAUCCCAGAUACCAGUUUUAUUGCGCCUUACUUCACCAUACAGCGCAUCAAAGCCAGAGAUGUUGGCUCUUUACGCAGCGCUUCAGGUGGCCAACCUGCUCUGGACGCGGAUCUCCAGUCAUUAAUCAACCAGACCAAGGAGAGCGAAGGACAGCUGAGAAGCUGUUUCUACUCGGGGAAUGUAGAUCAUGAUCAAAACUCAGUUGUGGCUGUCAGCUUGUGCUCCGGCAUCUAUGGCUCCUUCAUAACGGAGGGGAAGGAGUAUUUAAUUGAGCCCAAAGUUCGUGGCGGCCUGGGGCCAGACUCUGCCGAGCAGCUGCAUGUCAUCAAAAGGAGGACACUGACCCAAAGUACCGGCGUUCCCCUUCUGUUUGAUCUCGCGGUGGAGGAGAGCCGAGCAGAGAAGCACAAUGGGGAAAGUUUUACGCACGGCGACAGUGACGCACACAGGGAACCUCGCCGUAGACGCUUUGUUUCCGCGCCACGGUUCAUAGAGACCCUGGUCGUAGCAGACUCAACCAUGACCCACUUCUAUGGAGAUGAAAUAAAGCAUUAUAUUCUAACUCUGAUGUCAAUGGCUGCCCAAUUGUAUAAGCACCCCAGCAUAAAGAACUCAGUGAACAUGGUGGUGGUGAAGAUGUUGGUGGUGGAUGAGGAGGUUGGUCCAGAGGUCUCCAGCAAUGGAGGUGUGGCCUUGAACUUCUGCACCUGGCAGCAACUUUUCAAUCCUCCAAGCCAGAGGCAUCCAGAGCACUACGAUACUGCCAUGCUCUUCACCAGAGAGGACAUCUGUGGACAAAAGAGCUGUGACACAUUAGGUGUGGCCGAUGUAGGCACUAUGUGCGACCAGAGAAGCUGUUCUGUUAUUGAGGACAAUGGCCUGCAGGCGGCCUUUACAGCUGCACACGAGCUUGGUCAGGUGUUGAGCAUGCCACAUGAUGACUCUAAGACCUGCGAGAGGCUGUACGGAGAUCUGGGAGGUCAUUAUCUAAUGGCUCCUUUGUUUGUCAGCCUUAACAAAACAUCACCGUGGUCUCCCUGCAGCGCACUCUACAUCACUGAGUUCUUUGACAACGGACAUGGCGAUUGCCUGCUAGAUGUCCCCGAAAACGCCAUGCCGUUACCAGAAGAGCUGCCAGGCAUCAAGUACAACCUGGACCAACAGUGCCAGCAGAUUUUUGGAGAGGAGUAUGUCCAUUGCCCGAACACCUCAGACAGCGACAUCUGCAGCCAACUGUGGUGUCAACAAGAUGGGACCACACAGUGCACCACCAAAAACGGCAGCUUGCCCUGGGCUGAUGGCACCAAUUGCGGCGUCAAUGGGAUGUGCCUGCAUGGGGUGUGCAUGCCAGCCCAGGAAGUGAUACAGCCACCGAUGGUUGUGGAUGGUGGCUGGAGCUCGUGGGGACCCUGGCAGCAGUGCUCCAGAACAUGUGGGGGUGGGGUGGAGUUCUCCUAUAGGGAGUGUACGGACCCUGUGCCGCAAAAUGGAGGGAAGUACUGUGAAGGACAGCGAGUCCAGUACCAGUCCUGUAACACACAGCCCUGUGACGACAACAGUGGGAAGAGUUUCAGAGAGGAGCAGUGUGAGAAAUACAACAGCCCCAAAUACCUGGACUACAAUGGCAAUGUGAAACAGUGGAUACCAAAGUAUGCUGGUGUUUCUCCCCGAGACAGAUGUAAGCUGUUCUGCAGAGCCAGGGGCAGCAGUGAAUUUAAGGUGUUCGAAUCCAAGGUUAUAGAUGGAACAACCUGUGGCCCUGACACCACUUCAGUAUGUGUCCAAGGCCAAUGUGUGAAGGCAGGCUGCGACCAGGUGAUUGGAUCCAACAAGAGGGUGGAUAAGUGUGGAGUCUGUGGAGGGAGUGGGCUAACAUGUAGAAAGAUCACAGGCUCGUACAACAAAGCAAUUUUUGGAUACAGUGACAUUGUUACUAUUCCUGUUGGUGCAACUAACAUUGACAUCAAACAGCGGAGCCACAAAGGAAUCAAGCAUGGGAACUACCUUGCCAUAAAAAGAGAGAGUGGCGGUUACAUUCUCAAUGGUAACUUCUCUGUCUCUACAGUUGAGCAGGACAUUCCUGUGCUUGGCGCUGUGCUCAAGUACAGCGGCUCAUCCACCACUCUGGAGAGGAUCCAGAGUUUCAGGCAGCUGAAGGAGGCCAUUACUAUCCAACUCCUGGCCACUGGAGGGGAUGCUAACCCCCCAAAGGUUAAAUAUAUUUUUAUUCCUAGAGAUGCAACCUUCAAUAAAUCCAAGGAGAGGAAAGGGUUGGCCCCAUCUAUGCAUAUGAUCCAUCCAUUUGGCGUACCAGACUGGGUGCUGGGAGAGUGGUCUGAGUGCUCAAGGUGUGGCUCUGGUUGGUCCCGGAGGAGCGUGGAGUGCCGGGACAAUGCAGGUUUCCAGUCCAGCCACUGUGACAAAGACCUGAAACCUACUGACAUCAGGCCCUGCGGGGAUCUGCCCUGCCCCAUAUGGCAAAUGGGACCUUGGUCUGCCUGUUCACGAACUUGUGCAGGGGAGCACCGCCGCAGUGUCUUCUGCAUAGACUACACUGGGAAGACUGUUGAGCCAGAAAAGUGUGAUGCAAGCAAGAUCCCAGAACCAGUCUCUGGAGAAUGCCUCACCAAGAGUGCUUAUGAAGAACAUGUGGAUGGUUGACUUUGAAUGAGUCUCUUUUUGCUCUGACUGCACUUACCAACCCGUUGUGUCAAUGGCAUUUGCCUAAUUAUUCUUUGUCAUCUUUGUUUGACAUUUGACAACCACUAUUGAAAUUUACACAAGUGAAAAUCUACCUCAGGAUGUACAUGUAAUGGCUAUGUCUAGAUACUAGAUUCUAGAUGAAGGUGCUGUGUGUGUUUUCUCGAGAAAGUCCCAUUUUUAGAUGACAUUUGGCUUAUUCCGCAGUACAUGUUUCACUUUAUCUUUCAAUGUGAGCUGUCAGUUAAAGUGGGACUGGAGCAAUGGCAUGAAACCUGCUGUCAAACACCAGCACAGUGUAAAUAUACCUCCAAUUCUCCUCCACAGAACUCAAUGGCCGAUAAAGCUUUGAUGGAGCCAUUUACCUAAGUUAGUUGAGGUAGGUACAUUUAGGUUGGUGUUUUAAGAUUUUAAGCCUCUGGGAAAUGUGCUCUUGUUGGAUUGCUUCUCUUUUCUACACAUACUCACUUACCAAAAUGUGAUUUGUGUUAAGUGAUUACAAUGGUGAUAAUGUCAAGUAUUGACCCUAACAUAAGAAAUACUGAACUACACUAUGGUAACCAAGGAUAUAUGCUAUAUUUAAGUUGAUGAAUGGUGGUUAAACCACGCUGACACUAAACUGAAGUAAUUUGGACUAGAAUAUGUUAUAGCCUUAAUUAGCCGAAACAGAUUGUUUAAAUGCCAAGUACAUGUAUAAAUUUAUAGAAAUAGUCUGAGUUUACACAGUGUGUGAAAUUUUUAGCUAGAGGAUAACCAGUCAUUUCUGGCAAGGGGUAACCUAAAACAGAGAACUUUCCUCUGCCCUGUAGUUACACUUAUACAUAUUCCUUUCAAUUUUGUAUGAGGUUAUAAUGAGGUUGACAUGAAUAGUGGUGCAAACAGACUGCAAUGCAACAGAUGCGCUUGGAGGUGUUAUUGCUAAGUUAAGUGAUAAGCAUACUAUCUAUCAUGCAUAUGAAAAAAAAAAACAUUAAUUUUAUUCAUUUCCCGAUCCUGUAUUUGUUGUUGCAUUAUGCAAAUGCUCACAGUUGUAUGUAUAUUUGAUUCUUCAUUCCUGUUGUUAAUUUACAGUAUGUUAUAAAGAAAAGAGAUGGAGUAUUAGGCCUAUAUACCUUCAGUGAAGGACCAUACUAUUUAUUGUUACAGCUUCCUUUUUAGCUAUUUAUUUUUGUAAAAUUUUUACCAUGGAGAUGUAAUUGACAUGGCAUAUGCUGCCUGUCUUUGAGAUUUUUGUCUGUAAAAUGGUCAAUAAAGACAUGUAUGUCAG
Messenger RNA from Sphaeramia orbicularis (orbiculate cardinalfish), 4439 nucleotides. RefSeq names its product A disintegrin and metalloproteinase with thrombospondin motifs 8-like. Gene Ontology annotation, biological process: proteolysis; extracellular matrix organization. Gene Ontology annotation, molecular function: metalloendopeptidase activity; zinc ion binding. Lineage: Eukaryota; Metazoa; Chordata; Actinopteri; Kurtiformes; Apogonidae. The record is from RefSeq and is a predicted model, not a curated record.